Elgaria multicarinata webbii is the source of this 1392-nucleotide messenger RNA. Its product is annotated as protein ABHD16B-like. Gene Ontology annotation, molecular function: monoacylglycerol lipase activity; glycerophospholipase activity. The coding region runs from base 1 to 1392 and encodes 463 amino acids. The transcript has a single exon. Gene Ontology annotation, biological process: phosphatidylserine catabolic process; monoacylglycerol catabolic process. The record is from RefSeq and is a predicted model, not a curated record. NCBI's taxonomy places the organism in Eukaryota, Metazoa, Chordata, Lepidosauria, Squamata, Anguidae. Gene Ontology annotation, cellular component: endomembrane system.
AUGUGUGUCUUGUGUUUCCCAAAGGCUCUUGCCCACGUUUUCAAAACCUACUUUAUGGCCAGUUACUACUUUGAGUUCGGCAACUGGCCCGUGGACUUCCGAUGGGACGAGGCUGGUGGCCACAGCAACCCUCCGAGCCACGGCGGUGGCGGCAGCAGCAGAGGCCACGGACGCCAGAUCCUUGUCAAAGAAGCGUCAGGACCGUGCCCGCUGGCGUCAGUGUUGGCUGUAGGACCUGACGGAGACAGGAGCUCAGUGUGGAAUGUGUUCAGCAGCUUGAAGCAGAUGCCCAGCCGGCUGGCCAGCUAUGUCAUGGCUCACUCCUUAGGCCGCUGGCUGCUCUACCCGGGCUCCGUGUUCCUCCUGAACCAAGCCCUGUUACCGGUCCUGGCCAAGGGUCAGGCUCGCCUGUUGGGAGAAUAUAAUGGGAAACGUGCCAAGCUGGUAGCUCGGGACGGGAAUAAGAUUGACACCAUGUUUGUGGACAGGCGAGCCAAGGAAACAGGGCGAGUGGAACAACGUGGGAACCGGUUGGUGGUCUGCUGUGAAGGGAAUGUUAGCUUUUACCAAUGGGGCUGCCUUUUCACACCCUUGAGGACUGGAUAUUCCGUGUUGGGAUGGAACCACCCUGGCUUUGCUGGAAGUACAGGCAAACCCUACCCACAGAACGAUGCUAAUGCGGUGGAUGUGGUCAUCCGCUAUGCAAUACACCGCCUGGGCUUUAAGAUACAAGACAUUGUAAUGUACGGAUGGUCAUUAGGAGGCUACUCAGCUACCUGGGUCGCCAUGAACUACCCAAUGUUGGGUGCUUUGAUCUUGGACGCCACGUUCGAUGACCUGCUCCCCUUGGCCUUGAACGUCAUGCCCAAGAGCUGGAAGAAGUUAGUGGUGCGGACGGUGAAGGAGCAUUUCAACCUCAACGUGGGCGAACAGCUGUGCAAGUACGUGGGGCCUGUGUUGCUCAUUCGUAGAACCAAGGACGAGGUCAUCACGACUUGCCCGUUUGGUCUUGAGGACCAGAUAGCCAACCUGCGAUGCAACCGGGCCAACGCACUCCUGGUACAGCUGCUGGAACACCGCUACCCGGAAGUCAUGACCCAAGAAGGGUUGGAAGCUGUCCAUAACUGGCUCAGAGCUGCUAACCCCAAACAGGAGGAGGCCAUGUGCCGACGCUACAAAAUAAAUGACGACUGGUGUGUCAAAGAACUACGGGACUACAAAUGCAGCCUUGGCCAUGGGACCCAUUUCCCAUGGAGGGUUGGGAAGUACAUUAGCUCCAGACAAAAGCAGCAGAUUGCCGUGUUUUUAGCCAAGAAGCACAUGAAGAAUGUGGAGGCCACACACUGGUCUCUCCUUAAGCCCAAUGAUUUCCAGAUGCCCUGGAAAUUAUAG